This is a messenger RNA of Arachis stenosperma, 2419 nucleotides long. Its product is annotated as long chain acyl-CoA synthetase 4-like. Gene Ontology annotation, cellular component: membrane; endoplasmic reticulum. The coding region runs from base 201 to 2189 and encodes 662 amino acids. Gene Ontology annotation, biological process: fatty acid metabolic process. NCBI's taxonomy places the organism in Eukaryota, Viridiplantae, Streptophyta, Magnoliopsida, Fabales, Fabaceae. Gene Ontology annotation, molecular function: long-chain fatty acid-CoA ligase activity. The transcript is spliced from 20 exons. The record is from RefSeq and is a predicted model, not a curated record.
UUUGUGUUGUGAGAGGCCUCCAGCCCGUACAGGCCUACACGUAAUAACGACAUAAAAAGCGAAGUGAGGCAGGUUUUCAGCCACGCCACGCCACGCCACUCCACCAUCCUCCAUUUUUUUCCUACUCAACUCUAGUCUCUUCAGAGCUGCCAGUCAACACAAAAGAAUCCACAGAAACCUGGAGAAACGCGUGAAGGGAAAUGGCGCAGAAGAGAUUCAUCGUUGAAGUUGAGAAAGCCAAGGAGGCCGAAGGAGAGAGGCCGUCAAGAGGUCCUGUUUAUCGGAGCCUCUUCGCAAAGGAUGGAUUUCCUCCGCCUGUUCCCGGCCUCGAUAACUGCUGGGAUAUUUUCCGAACUUCUGUCCAGAAAUAUCCGAAAAAUCCAAUGCUUGGUCACCGGGAAAUCGUGGAUGGGAAGCCCGGCAAGUACAAGUGGAAAACAUAUGAAGAAGUAUAUGAUCUGGUGAUAAAGAUUGGGAAUUCCCUCCGCAGCUGUGGCUAUGGGGAAGGUGUAAAAUGUGGUAUUUAUGGUGCCAAUUGUGCAGAGUGGAUUAUAAGCAUGGAGGCCAUCAAUGCUCACGGACUUUAUUGUGUUCCUUUGUAUGAUACCUUAGGUGCUGGCGCUGUAGAGUUUAUUAUAUGCCAUGCAGAGGUAUCUGUAUCAUUUGUAGAAGAAAAGAAAAUACCGGAGCUAUUGAAGACAUUUCCAAAUACAACAAAGUAUCUCAAGACGCUUGUGAGCUUUGGGAAGGUUACACCUGAACAAAAGCAAGAAGUUGAAAAGUUUGGGUUGGCAAUAUAUUCGUGGGAUGAAUUUUUGCAAGUGGGUCAAAAUCAAAGUUUUGAUCUUCCUGUGAAGAAAAAGAGUGACAUCUGUACAAUAAUGUACACUAGUGGAACUACUGGCGAUCCCAAGGGUGUGUUGAUAUCUAAUGAGAGUAUCCUUACUCUCUUAGCUGGGGUUAAGCGACUGUUGGAGUCUGUCAAGGAGGAAUUGAAUGACAAAGAUGUCUACUUGUCAUACCUUCCUCUUGCACAUAUCUUUGAUAGGGUCAUUGAAGAGCUAUUUAUAUGGCAUGGUGCCUCCAUUGGUUUCUGGCGUGGGGAUGUCAAAUUGUUAAUUGAAGACAUUGGGGAGCUAAAACCAACUAUUUUCUGUGCUGUUCCACGUGUGCUUGAUAGAGUGUACACAGGUUUGACACAAAAGGUUUCUGCUGGGGGCUUCCUGAAACAAGCAUUAUUCAACUUUGCUUACUCAUAUAAGUUGAACAACAUGAAGAAAGGGAGAAAGCAUGAAGAGGCAUCUCCACUUCUUGACAAAAUUGUGUUUGAUAAGGUGAAGCAAGGGUUGGGGGGUCAUGUACGCCUCAUUUUGUCUGGAGCAGCACCUCUAUCUCCACAUGUGGAGAGUUACUUAAAAGUGGUUACUUGUGCUCAUGUCAUACAAGGAUAUGGUCUGACUGAAACCUGUGCGGGAACCUUUGUCUCACUACCACAUGAAAUGGAUAUGGUCGGGACAGUGGGGCCACCCGUACCGAAUGUUGAUGUGUGCCUGGAAUCUGUUCCUGAUAUGGGAUAUGAUGCCCUUGGAAGCACACCAAGAGGAGAAAUUUGUGUUAGGGGAAAUACCUUGUUUUCAGGGUACUACAAACGGGAUGACCUCACUAAUGAGGUUCUGACCGAUGGAUGGUUCCAUACAGGGGAUGUUGGAGAAUGGCAACCUGAUGGAAGCAUGAAAAUUAUUGAUCGGAAGAAGAAUAUAUUUAAGCUUUCACAAGGAGAAUAUGUUGCUGUUGAAAAUCUGGAGAAUGUAUAUCGUCAACUCUCUUGUAUUGAUUCGAUAUGGGUUUAUGGUAACAGUUUCGAGUCCUUCCUUGUUGCUGUUGCUAACCCCAGCAAGCCAGUACUUGAACGAUGGGCGGAAGAAAAUGGUAUAAAGAUUGACUUUGAUUCUCUAUGUAAAGACUCGAGAGUGAAAAGUUACAUACUUGGGGAGCUCACAAGGAUUGCAAAGGAAAAUAAGUUGAAAGGUUAUGAGUUUAUAAAAGACGUUCAUCUAGACCCAGUUCCAUUUGACAUGGAACGUGACCUUAUUACACCCACAUAUAAGAUGAAGAGGCCUCAGUUGCUUAAAUAUUACAAGAAUGUCAUCGAUGACAUGUACAAGAGUGGAGGCAAACGCAGUGCUUGAGGUAUGCUUUGGUGACUGUAUAUAUGAUUACUGAAUACUGAAAGAUUAUGCUUCUGACCAAUCGUACAAGAUAAGAAAAUAGAUACCUGAAGCACUCUAGCUAUGAGAACACGCAAAACAAUUAUGUACCUUAUGCAUGUAACUGUUUUUCUUGUUAAAUGGGCUACACUAAAGGCAGACAUAUGCAAUUGGAAUUUUGGAAUGAACUUUGCUACGCCAGUUCUCUUUAA